Messenger RNA from Aspergillus aculeatus ATCC 16872, 4410 nucleotides. RefSeq lists its product as uncharacterized. Gene Ontology annotation, molecular function: phosphopantetheine binding. Gene Ontology annotation, cellular component: cytoplasm. Bases 1 to 4410 code for a protein of 1469 amino acids. The transcript is spliced from 3 exons. Gene Ontology annotation, biological process: secondary metabolite biosynthetic process; amino acid activation for nonribosomal peptide biosynthetic process. The record is from RefSeq and is a predicted model, not a curated record. NCBI's taxonomy places the organism in Eukaryota, Fungi, Ascomycota, Eurotiomycetes, Eurotiales, Aspergillaceae.
AUGUUUCCCCAGGGUCUUAAAGAGUACUAUGCAUCCGAGGUUCAAGGUCUCUGUACAGAGCCCCAGAAGCAGAAUGUCUUGCACCACGAUCUCCACGGCUUUGAUGUUGACGAUAUCGUCCGCACCGCAGCCGCGCACAACACCCCCGCAUGGCACGUCUGCAGUGCUGCUUGGUGCAUUAUUUUGAGUCGUCACACUGCUCACAGUACGUCGAACAUUUGGACCGCAUGUGAGACCUUCAAGGCGGCGGAAAAGGGGAGCAGGUCGAGCCCUUGGGUCCACGUUGAUGCUUCUAUCGACGAGGACUCUUCAUUCCUGGACUUGCUCCAAUCCGGGUUGAACAUCAACACGGAUGAGGAUCCAUCCGUCAAGGGUCCACCACAUUGUGUGGCGGUGUUGUAUUCACGCCCGGUGGCUGAAUUGCCCGGUCCCCCCGAAAUGCCCUCGGGGUUGACCAUCCAGCUCUUUUCCCAACGUCACAGAACAAUCCAGGCGAUUUGCCACUACCCACGCUGGCUCUCGGCGCAUUAUACCAAAAAGCUAAUCGACCACGGCUUGCACCUCUUACGCCACAUCGUACACCACCGCAGCUGGACCACUCUCUUACUCCGCGACAUCUCCAUGGCCUCUCUGCAUGAAGAGCUGCAGUUGCGCCGGCACAGUCUUCCGGGGCGAAGCGUAACCGAAAUGACAGUAGGACCGGUACACCAACUCGUCCGCCGCCAGGCCCGAAAAACCCCAUCUUCCCCGGCUAUCGAGGGCCGGGAUAGCGAGAUCAUCUCUUACUGGAUGUUAGAUCAGAUGACGGACCUGAUGGCUGCUGACUUGACCCAACGGCUGAUGGCUGUCCCAGCCCGGCCCCUGGCAACGGGUCUAGCGACAGAAGAAGGCCUGGUCAUCGGCAUCAUGUUGCAGCGAUCCCCCGCAGUGAUCAUCACGAUCCUGGCAUGCUGGAAGGCUCGCUGUGCCAUCGUCCUGGUCGACCCGAGCCAACCUGUUCCCCGAAAUGCCCACAUACUGGAAGACUGCGACUGCGCUCUGGUGGUGGUGGACAAUUCCUGGACCGGCGAACUGGCUCCGGACAUUGCCUGGCAGUAUGACUUUGGGCAGCUGCGCCGGCGAGCGAACGCAUGCCCCGUACCCCCAGAGAACUAUGCAGGAUCCGAGGUUGAUCUCUCGCAGGAUCUGUUCCAACCCGCAUGGAUUCGCGUCACAUCGGGCUCCACGGGAAGGCCCAAAUGCUGUCUGCAUAGUCAUGCUGCUUUUGGGGCCUCCAUUGCCAGCUACGCCGGUCGGAUUCGGGCGUCCAAAACACUACUCUUCUUCAAUCCAAUCUCUUCCGCCUCGGGGACGCCAAUCUGGAGCUUCCUCAGUAACGGCGGCUGUGUCUGCAUACCUCCCUUGGAGGAGAUCACGAUGGAUUUAGCCGGCUGUGUGGCCCGGUAUGGCAUUGAGGACGUGUGUAUCACGCCCUCAGCUAUCGCGCUCACCACCCCUGAUGCUGUGCCGUCCCUGAAAACCAUUUCUUUAGUCGGCGAAGCGGUGCCGCCGACCCUGGCCCAGACAUGGAGCCGGCAUGUCUCGUUGUUGAUCGGCUACGGAGCUACGGAGAUGAACUCCCAUGCGCUGCCAUUUCAUGACGAUUCCACAGGGUGUCUCCCGCCUGGCCAUCCCCUUCCCACGUCUGACUAUUCACUAUACAUGCUACAACCCGGCACGGCCAGACUUUGUCCGUUAUACGUUCCUGGAGAAAUUUGCCUCAGCUCGACCUACAUGAGUGCCGGGUAUAUUGGGCGUUCCGAAGCGACAAGGCAGGUGUUUCAGCCUCAUCCCUUCCCCGGCGAUGCGGGGCACGCCUGGAUAUAUCGAACCGGGGACCUCGGCAUGUUCAUCGCGGCUGGUACGUUUAUUCUCCUCGGUCGAGUCGAUUUUCAGUUUAAGAUUGAUGGAUACCGGAUCCAGCCGGAGGAGGUCGAGGCCAUCGUCAACCAAGUGCCGCACGUGAUGAAAAGCCGAGUCAUGCUUGCCCAGUCCGCGGCGGGCAGGCCGAUUUCAGUUUGUUGUGUGAUGCUGCAGCGGAGCGCUGGCAGCGAUGGGGAGCAGGGAGGAUCGGCCACUGCUGGGUGGCAGGAAUUCGUGGUGGCAGCGGACCACGCGUGCAGCGCCCAAUUGCCUGCAUACAUGAGGCCCCAUCGAUGGCUGCAGUUUGACACAUUUCCCGAAACGCCAUCGGCCAAGACGGACACGAAGGCACUUCUUCUGCUUGCGCAAGCACGCAUCAACCAAGAAGCAGAAACCAGUCGGGCGGGGGUUGCCGUGAAAGAGGCACCGGGAAACAGCCUCUCCCCCGGCGGCCUCCUGUUUCUAGCCCUGGUCCUUGAGGUAUUGACGGGCGAAAAUCCCGAUCGUCCUACCGCGCAGGUCCGCGACCAGAUGGAAUCUCUGUCGUUCAUUGCAAACGGAGGGACCUCGUUAUUGGCACUUCAAACUCGGGCGCGGUGUCGCAGUCACGGGUUGAGCAUCAACAUUGAGGAGCUAUUCACCCCGAAGAGCCUGAGCACCAUCGCCUCGACUAUCCCCGCGAUGGUUGAAGAGGAUACUGUCGACCACCAGAAGGCAGGGAGAUCUCUACAAUCUGUUACCAAGGUUCUCGUCCCACGGCUCCCCGUUGGGUUGAGGCAUGAACCGUCGGAUUAUGAAGCCGUGUUCCCAGUGACCUUGCUCCAACGGGAGAUGUUCGCAACGAGUCUCUAUGACCCCCGACUCUGGAUGUUUUACCAGUUCCUCGACCUUUCAAAGUUCCCGUGUAGCUUGUCGCAAAUUCAGGAAGCAGUCGGCCAGGUGGUGGCAGCCAAGGCUAAUCUACGGACGGUGUUCGUAUCGCUGGACGGGCCCACAAAUCUGCAGACGGUGAAGACUCCCGAUGAUGCGUUCAAUCUCAUUCGCGGCGGGCAAGUUGUCCAGGCUAUCUUGAAGCCGAUCGUGGUCGAUUUCGAGCUUACGCAGGAUGAUGAGAGCCAAGAGCCGACGACAUAUCGACGCGAGGAUGUGACACGGCCAUGGGUCUUUGGGCGCCCGUUAUGGCGCGCGGCGUUUCUCAGCAAGCCUCGCUUGCUUGCCUGGACCAUCCACCAUUCCAUUGUGGAUGAGUCCAUCUCCCAAAACCUGUCCCAGGAUCUGCACGCUCUCCUGACAGCCAUCGUAAAGCGGGACGAGGGCGACCCAGCUGCAUCAGCGGCCCUGUGUCUCGCGCAUUCCCGUGCGGCCAAACCGUCCAUCGAAGCCUGGGUGGUGGAUCAUUAUGGGGCUAACGGGCUCGACGAGGCUCCUGUACCGUCGAGUGUGCUUCAUGGCCAACGAGCCUGGGAAUCCUUCCUGGAGGGCGCCAUCGCCACCCCGAUCCCCGACGAUCGCCGCUUGCCGGACGCGGAGCUGCCCGCUCAGCCCCAAGCGACGACGCUGAUCGGGGUCGCCUAUGGCGCCUGGUGCCGGGCGCACCACCUCACCCCAGCGGCGCUCUUUCACGCAGUGACAGCACUGACGAUCGCGCGAACGCUGGGCUGGUGGCGGCCGCACGCGCCACCGCGCGCCGAGGUCACAUAUUACAGGCUCAGCGCAAACCGGACCACCGUGGAGGGCGCGCAAGCCAUGGAAGGGGCCUUGAUUUCCAUCAGCCCGAUGCGUGUCGCGGUGGGGGCCCAUAGCAGUGUGCUAGCGACCAUCCAGGGGGCGCUGCGAGCCUGGCUGGCGAUCCAGGAUGAGGAUCCAUACUACCUCGACGCAGCGCUCGCCCCACCCGAUCCCAAACCUGGAGUGCCGCGCCAGCGCCGCUGGGGAAACGUGCUGCUGAAUCACAUCGUGAGCAGCAGCCCCAAAGACUCGACUGUGCCCGUGCCUGCCUUUCAGGGCGUCGUUCAGGACAGCGCGGGCUUCGCCAUGUGCUGUGGUAACCUUGACGCCGGUGCAUCCAGCGUCGACGCCACCAGCCUCCUGCGUAAGAAUGCCGUGGUGACAGGAGCAUCGCGCGGCAUUGGGGCGCAGAUCGCCCGCGUGCUGGCCACCCGUGGGGCCAAUGUAGCCCUCUGUUUUGUCUCCGAUAGUCAGCGAGCGAAUGCGGCAGCUCUCGCGGAGGACCUGCGUGCUAUCGGGGUGCGGACGAUCUGCAUCCAGGAAGAUCUCGCUGCGGACGGGGCCGGCCAGCGCAUAAUUUCCCAAGCCCUAAUGGGCCUCGACGUCACAACCAUUGACAUCCUCAUCAACAACGCAGCUCUUGAUCCGCCCACUCCUACCCCGGUCGCUGAGAGCGAUCCCUCCCUCUUCGACCGGUGUGCCCUGUCUCUCAUCAUUUGUUUGAUAGAUGUCUUUCAGAUUCGCGCUGACCACGGGACACGAUUAGAUUCAUGCGAGUGA